AAAGUUGAAAAUUGUAAUUGAAGAGUAAAUGAACCUUCGCGAGUGUAUUUGCAGAGGAGAAAAUUGAUUGGUACGCAGCAAGAGGAGAGGAUCGUGAAGGAGAGAAAAUGGCAGCUUCUUCGUCUUCCUUCUUCGCCGCAGCUUCUCAGAAGGUCGGACCAGCCGCUCGCCGUCAAAUUCUUACUCUGACAGAGGCCGCCGCCGCUAGAAUUCGACAACUUCUUCAACAGCGCCAACGUCCAUUCCUCCGCCUUGGCGUCAAGGCGCGCGGUUGUAACGGCUUAUCCUAUACUCUCAACUACGCAGAUGAGAAAGGGAAGUUUGAUGAGCUGGUUGAGGAUCAAAAUGUGAAAAUACUGAUUGAUCCGAAGGCUCUGAUGCACGUAAUAGGAACAAAGAUGGACUUUGUCGAUGACAAAUUAAGAUCUGAGUUUAUCUUUAUCAAUCCAAAUUCCAAAGGUCAAUGUGGCUGUGGGGAGUCCUUUAUGACAACAGGCAGUGCAGAAGCCAACAAAAAAUGAGGCAGUUCGAGCAAUGAGCACUUUUUAAAAAACUCAAAACCCACCGUUGCUGAUUUGUUGCGUGUUUUGGUGGAAUUACAAGGACAAUAAUCAAGAGAGUUCUCUGGCUAGAACAUAAAACAGUUGUAAGAAUAUUUCUAUAUUGGCUAAUUUGUACUCUGCUAAUUAUUUUUUUACUUUUGUAUGUAUAAUCUACUGUAGAUUAAACUGGCUAAUGAGUUAUUGGGUAAUAAAAUUCUCCCACAGACUUCCUUUUGUAA
Benincasa hispida (wax gourd) is the source of this 781-nucleotide messenger RNA. Its product is annotated as iron-sulfur assembly protein IscA-like 3, mitochondrial. Gene Ontology annotation, biological process: iron-sulfur cluster assembly. Gene Ontology annotation, cellular component: cytoplasm; mitochondrion. The record is from RefSeq and is a predicted model, not a curated record. Lineage: Eukaryota; Viridiplantae; Streptophyta; Magnoliopsida; Cucurbitales; Cucurbitaceae. Gene Ontology annotation, molecular function: 2 iron, 2 sulfur cluster binding.